GGGAUGCAAGACAGCAUGCGAGAGCUGGCAGACGAGAACGGUUGGCUCGUUCACCAUGCAGAGAGGCAGUGCAAGCAUAGGAACCUUUUGAAAACAUUUGAGGACGAAAUACAUUUUGAAAUUCUGUUCAUCAUUACAUUAAAUUUAAGAUGCGUCCAAUGGUGGAUUAAGGGGAGAAUCUCGCAGCAUAUUUGAGAGAGUCAUGUGCUGAUUUCGAGAUACAUCCGAAUCUAUUUCCGGAUAAGGACGAAUCCUGUGACCACGACGCCUUUGAGAAAGGAAAUGUCAAAGCAGUGAUAGUGGAUGCUGCUUUGCAAAUACGAUAUUAUGCAGUGUUUAGGAUGAACGAGCUGCGAUUCCACGACUUUCCACACUGCAUUACAAGCAGAUAUGUUUUGCUACAGUAAAUAAUGGAUCCUAUUUAAGAAUAUGCUUCGUGUUUGACGUUAGCCUAUUUAUUUCUAAUGGACAGGAGAGAAGACCUUCGAUUUCCCUUCACCACCAGUGCAUCUGUACAUUUUUAGGCUUACGGCGUGGCUUAUCAACUGACUAGAAAGCAUCGUUUUGUCCAGCGUCCUUGUCAAAAUUGGACUUGUUUAAUUCAUCAUCUGGAUACCCGAGUCUGGAAGACUAGCAGCUUGGAUGUCAACAGUAGCAACCCACACAAGCUAGUGAGAACCAUGCCACAACUAUCUUAGUGGUGCUGAAAGGACAGCUCCUAAUUUCAGGACUGCCAAAGUUGACAUCCACUGAAAGCGUUUGCUUGUUAUUUUUGGAGUAAACGGGCAGCCAAGUACUCCACAUGGAAUAUUAUUUGCCUUGACAGCGUCAGCACGAAAGUUAGGUUUUAAUGGCUGUGGCACGCAAAAUAAAAACUUUGCUCACGGUUAACAUUUUAGUUUUUGUGGGGAUCAUAUUGUUCUCUGUGUACUGCAGAAUACAGGACCGUUCCGAGGAACUAAUCCAGAUCGGAAGAAUAUCAGACCAGAGACUAAGAGCCAGGAAUGGCAAAGUUUCCAACGUAGUGGACAGGCAGUCCAUACUUCAGAGGCUGGAGCGGCUCGAGGACGUAGUCUACAAUCAAUUAAACGGACUGGCAAAGCCCAUGGGGCUGGUGGAGGGCCCUGGGGGUCUGGGUCAGGGAGGAGCAGCUGCCACUCUCGGGGAAGAUAGCCAUGUUGAUGGGGAGGGGAAGUAUGAGGAGUAUGGUUACAAUGCCCUGCUCAGUGACCGUGUCUCACUGGACCGCAGCAUCCCUGACUACAGACCCAAAAAGUGUAAGCAGUUAACAUACCCAGAAGACCUUCCUCAGAUCUCAGUGGUGUUUAUCUUCGUCAAUGAGGCCUUGUCGGUCAUCUUGCGGUCUGUUCACAGUGUGGUCAACCACACCCCUGCACACCUUCUGAAGGAGAUCAUCCUGGUGGACGAUAACAGUGACAGUGUGGAGCUGAAGUUCAACCUGGACCAAUAUGUGAACAAGCGUUACCCAGGCCUGGUAAAGAUUGUUCGUAACAGUAAGAGGGAGGGCCUGAUCCGAGCCAGGUUACACGGCUGGAAUGCUGCUACCGCCCCUGUUGUGGGCUUCUUUGAUGCCCAUGUUGAGUUCAACACUGCCUGGGCAGAGCCUAUCUUGGCCAGAGUGAAGGAGGACCACACCCGGGUCAUCCUCCCAGCCAUCGAUAACAUCAAGUUCAACACGUUUGAGGUGCAGCAGUAUGCAAACGCUGCCCAUGGCUACAACUGGGGCCUGUGGUGCAUGUACAUCAUCCCCCCUCAGGAGUGGCUGGACAAGGGCGAUGAGACGGCCCCCAUCAGGACACCAGCUAUGAUUGGCUGCUCAUUUGUGGUGGACAGAGAAUACUUUGGCGAGAUCGGCCUACUUGAUCCUGGUAUGGAGGUGUAUGGAGGAGAGAAUAUUGAGCUUGGCAUGCGGGUGUGGCAGUGCGGAGGAAGCAUGGAGGUGCUCCCGUGUGCCAGAGUUGCACACAUCGAGCGGACAAAGAAGCCAUACAACAAUGACAUUGACUACUAUGCCAAGAGGAAUGCGUUGCGGGCUGCCGAGGUCUGGAUGGAUGAGUACAAGUCCCACGUCUACAUGGCCUGGAACAUCCCCAUGAAUAACCCAGGGGUUGACUUUGGGGAUGUGUCUGAACGUGUAGCCCUGAGAAAAAAGCUGCAGUGUCAAAGCUUCCAGUGGUAUCUGGAGCAUGUUUACCCAGAGAUGCGCAUCUACAAUAACACCAUUACGUAUGGGGAGGUGAGAAAUAGUAAGGCUAGUGGUUACUGUCUGGACCAAGGAUCAGAGGAUGAUGACAAAGCUAUUCUUUACCCCUGCCAUGGAAUGUCUUCACAGCUUGCCCGUUACUCAACGGAGGGCCUUCUGCAGUUAGGACCUUUAGGGUCGACCACCUUUCUGCCUGAUACAAAAUGUCUAGUUGACGACGGGAGAGGCCGCACACCCAGUUUGAAAAAAUGUGAUUCUGUUUUGCGGGUUUCGCAAAGGUUGUGGGAUUUUACACAGAAUGGUCCAGUCAUCAGCAGAGACACUGGACGGUGCCUGGAGGUGGAGAUGUCCAAAGAUGCCAACUUUGGCCUUCGACUGGUGGUGCAGAGGUGUUCUGGUCAAAAGUGGAUGAUACGGAACUGGAUAAAGCAUCCAAGGCAUUGAGGCAAGACUUUCUUUCUGAAACAAAUCUAAUAAUUUCAGUCUAACCCAUUGACGGACAGUCAGCAUUUCAUAGGAGAUGGCUUUAGGCGCUAGGACUGAUGAGACGAUCUUCGCAGUGUUUGGACUCUUCUAUGGACUCCUCUGUGCACUAUGCCCCCCCCCCCCACCUUAGGGCACAGAGCUUUCAACUGCUGAAUCUUCAGAAGAAUAUUAUCAAUAUAUAUAUUUAGUUGAGCCUGGGAUCAAACGUGGAGACCGUACCACAGGCCUACAGCAAGCUGUAUAAUACUUUUUGAAAUGCUCUACAAUUCUUACAGAACAGCCACCUACAAAAAGAAUAAUAAAACACUGGAAUGCAUCUCCUAAGGGGGUUUAACACUGACAAUGACCAGCAAUGUGUUUCUGGUAUAAAGCCAAUCCCCUUUGCAGAUUAGUUUGCAGGGAGUUAUUUUGUUGAUGCAUUUCAGCAGAUUAAAAGAAGAAAUUGCUUAUCAGUUGCCAUAUCAAUGUGGAAUUACUUAAGGCUAUGUUUUGGAGAAUUGCUGUGGACAUUUCACUAUCCUGAUAAGAGAUUUAAUACACUUUAAAAAGCUGUUCAACUAAUCAGGAUGCAAAGUGACUACUGUUGUCACAAUAAAGAAGAACAUUCUUUACUUUUUUUUCUUUAGACUGUAUUGCUCCCCACUUACUAUCAGAGCAAUAAAGUGCCUUUUUCCAUCUGACAAGGGAAUGUCCAUUCCACAAGCAUGUACAAAUAAUUUUCAAGUAAUCAAUAUAAAAACUGAUGUAAAGAUGUCUAAAUAAUAUUAAUAUAUUGUACAAUUUAAAAUGGUAUCAGUUCUCCAUGAACAGUUAGGAUAAUAAAAUGUUUUUAUGAUGA
Molecule: messenger RNA, 3548 nt
Organism: Esox lucius (northern pike)
Lineage: Eukaryota; Metazoa; Chordata; Actinopteri; Esociformes; Esocidae
Gene: galnt9
Product: polypeptide N-acetylgalactosaminyltransferase 9
Exons: 11
Coding region: 851-2668 (605 amino acids)
Cellular component (GO): Golgi apparatus
Source: RefSeq, a predicted model, not a curated record